Molecule: messenger RNA, 3762 nt
Organism: Aegilops tauschii subsp. strangulata
Lineage: Eukaryota; Viridiplantae; Streptophyta; Magnoliopsida; Poales; Poaceae
Source: RefSeq, a predicted model, not a curated record
CUCUGCCCCUCUUCACUUCCCCCUUUCUUCUACUGCAUAUAUGUAGGCAUAUGUAAACCCCCUUCUCCAUGGAUCUAGCACAAAUCCAUGGAGAAGCUGCUUCAAAAAAGAGAUGAAUCUGGCACAUCACACCACCCUACUUGAUGUUACUGUUGGAUGGGUUAAACAAGCCAAAAACUACUUGGUGCAUGCCAAACAAGUUUCUACCGCCUGGAUGUGUUAAACAAGCCAACUAAAACAAAUUCACUGGCCAAUUAAAACAUGAUUAAAGCCAACUCAAACAAAAACAUGUUUUCUGGCCAACUAAAACAUGCAUGUUGGCCAAAACUGAGAAAAUGUAUCCUGGCCAACUGAGACAUCUAUUCUAGCCAACUAAAUACAUUAACUGUCUAACUGAACAUGCAUGUUGGCCAAAACUGAAAUAAAUGAAACCUGGCCAACUGAGACAUCUAUUCUAGCCAACUAAAAACAUUGAAUGUCCAACUGAAUAUGUAUGCUGGCCAACUGGAAAAAUGCAUCCUGGCAAUUGAGACAUCUAUUCUAGCGAAAACCAGAAAUCUGUAGUGCGACAGCAAAAACACAAGAACUUUUGUCCAUGGCUAAUGAAGCCACAAACCAUAUUAACAUAUUCACGCAUAUAAUCUUGUCCCACACAUAUAUCUGGUCCCACACCUAUUGCAAACCAUAUUAAUAUGUUCAAUAUACCAGAGCUAAAAACAUAAACGGCGAUGAAAAACAUAUAACUAUAAUUUGUCCUCCAAUUCUUCUUUCUUCUUUCACCUGGAUUUUCCGUCUCAAAUGUAACAUCAAAUUAUGUGCAGAAAAAAUCUGAAAGAGCUCCUUGUGAAACAGAAACCUACAGAUCAUUGCAACAAAACAAAGGGAAAAAGUCAGAAAACUCUGUAGUAAAAAGAAGUCAUGCUCUUGCCAGCUAUUUACUGCAAACUGUGCAACUAACAUAACAACUCUGUGCAAACAAAAAAAUUCAUAACUGUUAUAUGUGCAUGGAGUGUGUGGUUACCAACUAAGAUUGUCACAAAAUGGUGUGCAACUGCCUAUUUACUAAGUUUUUAGGUUGUUUGAAACACUCUUUUCUGUGGUUACCAACUGAUGACAUCAAUUUCUUCUUUUUUAUAUGUGCAUGGAGUGUGUGGCAGCAUCCAAAAAAAGGAAAAAAUGCUUGAUCUCAAUGAGUUGCCUCCUGAUCUCAAUGAGCUUCCUCAUGAUAUGGAUCAGCAGCAACCCAGCAUACAACAAGGAAAAUGGACAGAAAAUGUUCGAUUUGUUUACUACACGCAGUCAAGUCAUGAUGGUAACCCUAUGGGCCAUGACAAUGUGGCAGGCAAUCAUCAGACCGUGGUGCCCCUGUAGUGGUUUCUUUGCAGUCAGAGAGCCAUACUCUUGAUGACACGGGAACCGAGGAAAAUGUUCCUGGUCCAACCAGGACUGAGCUAGGAGCUGGGGCUGUUGACGGAGUUGUGCAAGGAGAAGGAGAGGAUGAGGCUGGUUCUCAAUCUAUGGAACCCUAUGUUGGCAUGAGAUUUGACAGCCUUCAAAUUGCUAAGGAUCACUACAACAGCUACGCACUACAGAUGGGUUUCUCUAUCAAGAUGAACACCUCUAGAUGGACACCCCGCACCAAUGAAUUGAUAAAACAACAGUUUUGCUGCAACAAGUUCAAGAAGCCCAAAGCUGAUGAUGGAGGAGCUGAGGCUCCUCCUGUCCUGGACCCUAUUCCAGAUCCAAAAUCUGUUGACAGUGAUGAGGAGAUGGAAGAAGAACCUCCAAUAUUUGCUGAAGAGGAGGAUGAUACUAGUAAGAAGAAGAAGAAGCGCAAACGCGAGACAAUAAAGCAGACUCAAUGCAAGGCGAAAAUGUUGGUGAAGCUGAUAGAUGGGCGAUGGGAAGUGACGCACUUUGUUCGUGACCACAAUCAUCCGCUCGUGAACAAACCUUCAUUCUCAAAAUACUUGAGAUCCCACCAAGGCAUCUCACCUGAUGAAAAGGAGUUUCUUUGCAUCUCGUAUAACUGCAACUUGACUACAGGACGUAUGAUGCAUGUAAUGGCAGAGUUCUAUGGAUCUGAGAUGAUGGUGCCGUUUGGACCAAAGGCAAUAACAAAUCUGUGUACAAGUUUCCGUAGAGAUGACACAAAGGAGGGUGAUCUGAUUGAGACAAUUGCGCACUUCAAGGAUAUACAAAAAACCGAUCCAGACUUCUUCUAUAAGGUGAAAUAUGAUGAAGAGGACAGAGUUGUCAACAUAUUUUGGGUGGAUGGCUUAGCUCGAAAAGCUUAUGCAGAGGCGUACCACGAUUGCAUAUCCUUUGACACCACCUACAUGACCAACAUGUACAAUAUGCCGUUCGCGCCCUUCAUAGGAAUAAAUCGACAUGGCCAAUCUUUCAUGCUGGGUUGCGCGUUUGUGAGGCAGGAGUUGGCAUCGAGCUUUGAUUGGGUCUUUGGAGCAUUCCUAGAGGCUAUGGAUGGCAAACCUCCUGACAACUUCAUCACCGAUCAGGAUGGUGUAAUGAGGCAAUCAAUACAGAGCAUCUUUCCAACCACCGUGCACCGCUGUUGUCGAUGGCACAUCAUGAAAAAGGCUCAGGAAAAACUUGGUUGGCUGCUGUGCCGGAAUCCAGGACUCUCUGAUGAUUUCAACAAGUGUGUUGACUUCAGCUUCACUAUAGACGAGUUUGAGCAGAAUUGAGCUGGGUUAAUGAUGAAGUACGAGGCUAUGACACACACGCACUUAGAGAAGUUGUACGAAUACAGGUCAACUUGGGUGCCGUGCUACUUCAAACACAGGUUCUUCCCCUUCCUACAGUCUACACAGCGUAGUGAGGGGUUCAACGCCGUCCUGAAAAGAUAUGUGAACCCACACAACUCAAUGCUGAACUUCGUCAAGCAAUAUGAAAAAAAUCCAGAACCACAUCCUUGCCAAGGAAGGCUGCAAUGAUUACAGGACAGAACACCUUGAGGUUGAGCUGUGGUCCAACUUCCCAAUAGAGAAGCAAGCUUACAAAACCUAUACUAGGGACCUUUACCGCAAGUUCUGAGAAGAGUUUGAGCUGAUUGGACAUUAUAAUGCAUUCCAAGUUGGUGCUGAUAUAUUUGAGCUCAGACCGAACCAGGAAUUUGUUGCCAAAUAUGGUUCUCGAAACUACUUGGUGCAGGCAAGGGUGGAGGAGGGUUCCUAUUUGUGUGAGUGCUGUAAAAUGGACAAGGACGGCAUCCUCUGUUGCCACAUCCUCAAUCAAAGAAGCAGACAAGGGAGAGGAACAUGAUAUACGAUUUUUGGAAACUAGCAAAGUUUGCGAGUGGUUCUGAUCCAGCACAAGCUAUUGUAUACAAGCAUAUGCGCGCAGCACGUACCGAGAUUGGCCACCUGAACAAGUCCAAGAAAAAGAAAAAACCGAUUGCUGCCACGGGGCCAUCAGAUGAUAGCAACCCUCGAGGACCUCCUCCACCUCCAGGCAGCAAUCAGGGGGCUCAUCAUCCAGGUAAUUACCUGCCCCAACUCCUGAUCUAACUAGGUGUGUAACUUCAGUUGCACACAUCAUUGUGCCUAGUUGCACACAUCAUGGUGCCCAGUUGCACAGAACAGGCUGCCUAGUUGCGCACGCUGUGUUAGUUCAAGCAUCAAGAUAACACAACUAACUUGUUUUUCCUGUUCUGGAUAUAGGUGAUGUCAACCCUCAAGGACCUCCUCCACCUCCUGGCUGUACACGGCAUCCUCCGCCACCUCCUCCCCCGCAUGCUCC